UUUGUCGACUUUUAGAUAUGGCUUUGAUUCAGAAACGUCAAGCUCUCAACUCUAGGAGGCCGAAUUGGUCGGAACUUCCUGAGGAUGUGAUCAGAUUGGUUCUGGGACGUCUGAGGUGCUCCGACUUUCAUCGAGCUAGGGCGGUUUGUUCUGCUUGGCAUAACGUUUGGGGAGAAUGUGUUCCCUUACCUAAUCAGGUUCCGUGGCUAGUUCUGUUCCCUGAUCCGGAACAAUGCAGACGCACUUGUAUAAUGUACAAUCCUCAGGAAGAAGAAAAUGUCUACACAAUUCAAGAUCUUGGUGUGGACCCUUGCCUUGCGAGUUGCGGCACCUGGCUUCUCAUGUCGGACCCUCGGUUAAAUCUAUACCUUGUGAAUGUGCUAACUUUGGAGAGGAUUAACCUAGUAGCUAUCGAGUCCCAACGGGACCAGCUCUUUUCAAAACCACGCAGAUAUUACGAAAGCUUCCCUGGGCGUUAUUGUGCAAGCAAAGCCGAGUUGAUCAGGUUGUUACCUGGUAAGGCAGUGGUGUGGGUAGACGAGAAAACUAAAAACUACGAGGUUGCUUGGAGUUGGGGUGAAUACGGGUAUACUGCCUUUUGCAAAAGAGGAGAUUGUAAAUGGCGCCGGAUUCCUCCUUUGGUGGGUUGUAGUGAUAUGGUCCUCAAAGACCAUAAGCUUUACAUUUAUUAUGAGGAUGGUACCAUCGGAAUCUCGGAUUUGAAGUGUCCAACAAAAGCUGCUCAUACUCGGCUAUAUCCUCCUCCCUUUCGCUUCUACUUGAGAAAUUUAGACACUCCUCCAAGUUGGGGAUUAUAUAUGCCAGAUUUUCUUGAUUGGAAGACCCACAUAGUAAUCACCAUCUCUGGAGACUUUUUGAUGGUCGCCUGCGUUCUUAAACGUCCUGACCUUUCUUGGCAUUUUCGCGUCUACAAAUGCAACUCGGCCAACAACGACUGGGAACAAACUGUUUCACUCGGCGACCAGGCCGUGAUUUUGGAUCUAGGUAUCACCGUGCCAGCUUCCUCGGAUAUCCAUGGAAUUACCAGAAACUCCAUCUAUUUUAGCGGCCUUCCCUCUAGCCAAAAGGAUGUCUUCGUCUUCAAUCUCUCCUCCCAGAGGAUUCAACGCCUUUCAGCUUCUUCUAUUUCCUCCAGACCAUUCUUUGAUGCUCGCUGGCUUUUCCCCACUUAGUUCAAGUUCACUAUGAUACACUUUCUCAACACUUGCGUUUUUGUUCAAUUAUAUAUGUCUCUCUU
Capsella rubella is the source of this 1258-nucleotide messenger RNA. Its product is annotated as putative F-box protein At5g14160. The coding region runs from base 18 to 1193 and encodes 391 amino acids. The record is from RefSeq and is a predicted model, not a curated record. Gene Ontology annotation, molecular function: protein binding. The transcript has a single exon. Lineage: Eukaryota; Viridiplantae; Streptophyta; Magnoliopsida; Brassicales; Brassicaceae.